Molecule: messenger RNA, 605 nt
Organism: Drosophila rhopaloa
Lineage: Eukaryota; Metazoa; Arthropoda; Insecta; Diptera; Drosophilidae
Product: DNA repair protein SWI5 homolog
Exons: 2
Coding region: 206-475 (89 amino acids)
Biological process (GO): double-strand break repair via homologous recombination; meiotic DNA recombinase assembly involved in reciprocal meiotic recombination; meiotic joint molecule formation
Cellular component (GO): Swi5-Swi2 complex; Swi5-Sfr1 complex
Source: RefSeq, a predicted model, not a curated record
AUUUCAUUGUGUGUGCACACGGCUGGUUUGCGUGCGUGUGUAUAGGUGCGGGCUUAGGUCAGCAUUACCAAUUUCUCGAGUUCUUGGGUACUCCCUUUGCAACGAUACCUCCACUCUUGGAUACUUCAUCCCGCCGACAAGUAAUUGGAGCACAAUUUACCUCAACGGGGGUGCCAGACUGUCGGGACUGCAGUGCACACAGCUGAUGCGUUAUCGAUACCGAUCCACCGAUAGUAGUCAAUCCAAUACAAUUGCAAUUCAUUUAAAUAUGAAGGAUUCCAAGAAAAAAUCUCGCAAAAUGGUCAAUAAGCACAUGGAAGCAAAGGAUUCGCAGAAAAAGAAGACCAUAGAGUUGCUGCACGAGUACAACGACCUGAAGGAUGCCACGCAACUAGUCCUUGGAGCCUUGGCGACCCUUAAAAGCGUUCCUAUCCGGUCGGUUUAUUCCACCUACAACCUCCCCGUAGAAGAAUAAAAAUGCGGAUUUUUUACUGUAGUCUUUAUGUACUUGUUGUAAAUAACUUGUAAUACAACCAAGUGCAUGUAAAUGCCUCCUGGUUGGGCAGUUCUUUUUAGUCUACCACUAAUAAAUCCACCUAAAACUA